Salvelinus namaycush (lake trout) is the source of this 819-nucleotide messenger RNA. Its product is annotated as ecto-ADP-ribosyltransferase 5-like. Bases 1 to 819 code for a protein of 272 amino acids. Lineage: Eukaryota; Metazoa; Chordata; Actinopteri; Salmoniformes; Salmonidae. The transcript is spliced from 2 exons. The record is from RefSeq and is a predicted model, not a curated record. Gene Ontology annotation, molecular function: NAD+-protein-arginine ADP-ribosyltransferase activity; NAD+ poly-ADP-ribosyltransferase activity.
AUGGCAAGACACAAGAUCCUAACCUUUACUGUGAUGUAUUUCGUCCAGGCAUGGAUUUUGGGUCUGGACUCCAAGAUGGUCAGUCUCCCUCUGCAUGGUCUAAAAUCCAACUUCCCCUUAAACAUGGCUCCAGACUCUGUUGAUGACUCCUACAAGGGCUGUGAGGAGAAGAUGCUCAGGAAGGUGCAUGACUAUUACCUGCCAAAAGAGAGACGAGAGAACAAAGAUUUCAACCAGGCUUGGACCGCUGCUGAGGACCAUUACAGAAAAAAAGGAAAACUGCCUAAAAACUAUUCCCUGGCAAUCCAGGUGUAUGUGAAUGCAACAUCAAACAUUUACAGGUCAUUCAACGCUGCCACUCGUACCCAAAAGGAGAGCUACAAAACUGUGUUCAAGUACCACUCCCUGCACUUCUUUUUGACCAAUGCCUUACGAAUGCUGAACAAGAACAACAAGAACAAGACUUUCCAAACCUUCCGUGGAUCUAAAGACGCUUUUGAGGGUGUCCAAUAUGAUGAAAUGCGAUUCGGACAGUUCACGUCGAGCUCUUUAGACAAGACUAUCACUAAACACUUUGGAAAUCGCUCCUGUUUUGAGAUCACCACCUACCUUGGUGCCUCACUGGGGGAGUACGCAUCUCAGAUGGCUCAUGAGAAGGAGGUGCUUAUUCCCCCCUACGAGGUGUUCAAAAUUACAGAGGUGCUGAAGAGAACAGACAAGAAAGACCUCUGGUGUGAUGUCGUUUACAAACUGAAGAGUACUAAGAAAGGACAAAGUGACCUGAAUUGCAGUUUGUUUAAACCACUCCAAGGAGAAUAA